AUGUCCCCCCCUGGCUCGGCCGCGGGAGAGAGCGCCGGCGGCGGCGGCGGCGGUGGCGGCCCCGGGGUCCAGGAGGAGCCCACGGCGGGAGCGACGGCGGACGACGGCCCCGCCCGAGAGGAGCAGCGUCCCAUCCAGCCCUCUUUCACCAAAUCCCUCUGCCGUGAGUCUCACUGGAAGUGCCUGCUGCUCUCGCUGCUCAUGUACGGCUGCCUGGGGGCCGUGGCCUGGUGCCACGUCACCACGGUGACCCGCCUCACCUUCAGCAGCGCCUACCAGGGCAACAGCCUCAUGUACCACGACAGCCCCUGCUCCAAUGGCUAUGUCUACAUCCCCCUGGCCUUUCUGCUCAUGUUGUACGCCGUCUACCUGGUGGAGUGUUGGCAUUGCCAAGCCCGCCAUGAGCUGCAGCACCGCGUUGAUGUGAGCAGUGUGCGGGAGCGUGUGGGCCGCAUGCAGCAGGCCACACCCUGUAUCUGGUGGAAGGCCAUCAGCUACCACUAUGUCCGCCGCACCCGCCAGGUCACCCGCUACCGCAAUGGCGACGCCUACACCACCACCCAGGUCUACCACGAGCGCGUCAACACGCACGUGGCGGAGGCCGAGUUCGACUACGCGCGCUGCGGCGUCCGUGACGUGUCCAAGGCCCUGGUGGGGCUGGAGGGCGCGCCAGCCACGCGGCUGCGCUUCACCAAGUGCUUCAGCUUCGCCAGUGUGGAGGCCGAGAACGCGUACCUAUGCCAGCGCGCGCGCUUCUUUGCAGAGAACGAGGGCCUGGACGACUACAUGGAGGCGCGCGAGGGCAUGCACUUGAAAAACGUGGACUUCCGUGAGUUCAUGGUGGCCUUCCCGGAUCCGGCCAGGCCGCCUUGGUACGCCUGCUCGUCGGCCUUCUGGGCUGCAGCGCUGCUCACGCUGUCGUGGCCCCUGCGUGUGCUGGCCGAGUACCGCACGGCCUACGCGCACUACCACGUGGAGAAGCUCUUUGGCCUGGAGGGCCCGGGCUCCGCGAGCAGCAUAGGCGGCGGCUUGAGCCCCAGCGACGAGCUGCUGCCCCCGCUCACCCACCGCCUGCCGCGGGUCAACACCGUGGACAGCACGGAGCUCGAGUGGCACAUCCGCUCCAACCAGCAGCUGGUGCCGAGCUACUCAGAGGCGGUGCUCAUGGACCUGGCGGGGUUAGGGGCGCGCUGCUCCGGGGGCGCGGCCGGCGGCUACGCGCCCACGUGCCGCUAUGGCGGGGUGGGCGGCCCCGGCGCGGUGGGCGUAGCCCCUUACCGGCGCAGCUGUGAGCACUGCCAGCGCGCGAUCAGCAGCUCUUCUAUCUUCUCACGCAGCGCCCUGAGCAUCUGCGCCAGCCCGCGGGCCGGCCCGGGGCCCGGCGGGGGCGCCGGCUGCGGGGGCAGCCGUUUUUCGCUCGGCCGCCUCUAUGGCUCCCGGCGCAGCUGCCUGUGGCGCAGCCGGAGCGGGAGCGUGAACGAGGCGAGCUGCCCCACGGAGCAGACGCGGUUGUCGAGCCAGGCCAGCAUGGGGGACGACGAGGACGAUGACGAAGAGGAGGCCGGGCCGCCACCACCCUACCACGACGCCCUUUACUUCCCGGUCCUCAUUGUCCACCGGCAGGAGGGGUGUCUGGGCCACAGCCACCGGCCGCUACACCGCCAUGGCUCCUGCGUAGAGACCUCACUGUGACCUCUGGCCCCGGAGAGGCCUCCCUCCUGCCCCUCGCUCCACUGUGCUUCCUGCUUGUAGCAGGGGGAGUCACGAUGGCUGACCGAGGCUGUGCUGGGCGCGGAGGGAGGAAGAUGAGGCUCACUGGACAGUCCCAGAUGAGACCGGGAUCGAUACCCCCACCUUUCCUGUACAUAGAGACAGAUUGGGGGUGUGGGGAGAGGUUGCCAGCUCCCUAGAAUCCCACCCUAGCAAAGAGUCGCCUUUUCCAGCUCCACUCCUGAGUUCCUAAGAGGACACCUUCACUUCCUACGCACAUUCGAGAUUUCCUGUCCAGUCUUUCAAGGGAUCCUUCAACUGUUACGUGGUGACUGUGCUGUGGCACCGCGGUGGGCCUCAUCUCAAGUGGGAGGCCCUCCGCGUGCAGCUGGGGAGGUGUAGAGGCUUGUGGGGAAGGGGCACUGGGGCUUUCCUUCCUCUGUUGCCUCGGCCCACUUGGGCCUCUUUCAGUUGAAGGGGGGUGGUGGUGGUCUAGUGAACAGCAGGGCUGGCUUCCAGCCAGCUAAGAAUUCAGAGGGUCUGAGGUCUGGGACCAGGUGUCAGCCCAAACACUCCAUUCCAACUCCAUGGAAAUGAUGUUUUCCUUCUCGGCGCUGGCCCAAGUGACCAGGGUUUCCUCUCUGCCACUCCCUCCACUGUUGUUUAUCUCACUGGGCCCCAGGAGUCCCAGGGAGACUGUACUCACCACUCAGCACUUACCUCCUGCUCCCUGGCUCAGAAGAGCUGUUGCCUGGGUGAAGGGGGAGGGAGGAGGUGAAAUGUGUAGCGCUGUGUACCAUGGUCCUAUCUCUAAACUUGGCAGCCUCCCUGAAGCAGCAUCCUCACCUGGGUUCUGGGUGGGUACUCCUUCAGAGGAACUGAGAUGCCACCCAAGUCACAUUCCUUAGAGCUAGCCAGGGGGGAUGAUGAGGGGACAGAGCAUGAGACAGACCUGGGUGACAACGGGGAACUCUGUAAACAGGCUGGAGUAAAAGAGGAGAACCAAGGGGAGAGGUGAGUAGAGGGUGAAGUAAAAGGACCUUUAAAGAUGGAGUGGUCUGUGGGGGGCGGCCCUCUCCUCCCCCAAUGUGGGGAGGAGUGGAGAGUGGUUGUCCCUCACACAGGCCUCUGUAAGGCUGACGGCGUUGCUACAAGCCCCAGCUGGAGAAAUACUCAACUCCAGUGGCAUGGUCAUAGGCAGGAAUUCCUAAAUCUUGCCCGACCUCUCCUUCCUCCUCUCCUUGUCCUACCUAAUAAGUUGAAGCUCUGCUGGGUAUCCUAGGGUCUUCAAAGGGGCACUCUGCCACCACCCCAGGGCACUGGCCCUAGGUCCUGUUUCCCUAUAGCUCUGAAGCUGCCUUCUCUCCUGUGUACCAUCCUCCCAACAAUGUGCUCCAGUGUGCAUGUCUGUGUGCCGCCUUUCUGCCCCCCUGUGCCCCUGGCUAAGGUUUUCCCAGCAGAUUUAGCGCCCAGGGAUUGUGCUCACAUUUCAAGCUGACAGGGUAACCCUUGGGCCACCUGGGCAUUCCUCACCGCCAUGCUUCUCAUUGUUUGAGCCAUCAACCCGCCCCCCCCCCUUCUUCAGCCUUUCCCGUCUUUCUCCAGCCCAGCCAGCUCUGCUCCUGCCCUCCGGUGUGGCUUCUGCCUAUGCAACAUCUCAUUUGGUCCCGGGGACGGGGAACGGGGUAGGGGAGGUUCAAAUUGUGGGGACACUGUGGCCUGUGGCCUAUCAGGGUGUUGAGUUAGGAAGAAGGGGAAGCCAGAGGAGGGGAUACUUGGGCAGCAGGGACGGCUGCCCACCAGAUUUCACUGACAGCAGUGGCCACCCGCCGACCAGUACUGGCCUGCCUGGACCUGAGUCUGUGCUCCUCAGGCACCUGGCAGUUGGAGUGACCCUCUGAAUGGGCAUCUGUGAGGUACAGGUGGUGAGCCGCAGCCUCGGGCCCCAGCUCUAGGCCAGCUGGCACCUAGAUAUCAUGUUUUCCUGUGGGGGCAGCCUGGCCGCCUAGCAGCUCCAAGGAGGGAGGAACUCAGCUCUUCUUCCCUCAGGCCUGUUCCUGAGACAGAGGCCAGGCUGGGAGGAGGGGAAGGGAGACCCCUAUUACUAUUUUUGCCUGAAUUGACCAUUUCUGCCUAGGUCUUCACACACAGACAGCCUCACCUCCCACACACACACACACAGACUUAGAGAGAAACCAAUUCUUUGGUCUAUUUUCUUGGUAGCUUUAUUGAUUGCCAGGGAAAACUAAAACCAGAAAAUUAAUUAAUCUCUAAAAUUAAACUUUACACUGAAUGUUCUUGUUUCUCUAAUUAGGACCUCUGCUAGCAGCUGUGGCUACACACACACACACACUCACACGUUUGUACUCUGGAACUGUCAGAUGGAGUCAGGCACAGACAGUCAGACUCUAGGUCGCCCAGACAGGCAUA
Molecule: messenger RNA, 4140 nt
Organism: Loxodonta africana (African savanna elephant)
Lineage: Eukaryota; Metazoa; Chordata; Mammalia; Proboscidea; Elephantidae
Gene: TMEM151B
Product: transmembrane protein 151B
Exons: 3
Coding region: 1-1692 (563 amino acids)
Source: RefSeq, a predicted model, not a curated record